Messenger RNA from Anneissia japonica, 2740 nucleotides. RefSeq lists its product as uncharacterized. Gene Ontology annotation, biological process: adenylate cyclase-activating G protein-coupled receptor signaling pathway. NCBI's taxonomy places the organism in Eukaryota, Metazoa, Echinodermata, Crinoidea, Comatulida, Comatulidae. Gene Ontology annotation, molecular function: G protein-coupled receptor activity. Bases 430 to 2238 code for a protein of 602 amino acids. The transcript is spliced from 13 exons. The record is from RefSeq and is a predicted model, not a curated record.
GUUUCCAUCAAAGAAGGGUAACAGUCAAAACGGCAAGCCUAGGCCGUAGGUCUAGUCUACCCUACCUCACCUGUGUUAGGCCUAGUAGUAGCCAAAGCAACGUGAGGGCAGUGUAUGAUCAAGAAAUACGAAUGACACGAAAGUGUUACAGAAAAUGCUACAGAAAGUACAUCCACAUCAAAGAAUGUGGCUGGAAUUGUGUCAACGUGGGAGUAUAUCAAGGAUUUUGUAUUUAAUUCUGAUUUGAACUGGUGCAAUGUCGAAUGUUACUCUAACGUCUCCGAAGAAUCCAAGCUGUGUUUUUCUGCAAACAUCAGUGAAAAUAAUUGUAACAUUUCAGCAGUACGAAGCAAUUCAAAUUUUACCGAACUUAAUUGCCUUGAUUUUUUCUGUCCUGAAUUCUACAGUUUGGGUUCCUGGUACAUCUUCAUGCCUGCAAGACUAAACACAAUUUUCUCACAAGAAAAUUCACAACCUAUUAAUGAAACUUUCUUGGUGGGAAGUGCAGAGAGCCGUCAAAACCCAGUCCUUCGUUGUGCAUUACAGACGUCUGAAAAGUAUGAUUACUUUGCAAUUUAUCAAGGUGGCCAUUGCCUAGCAGCCAACGACUUCCAUAGCUAUUUUCGUCGGAAUAAGGAUGAAUAUAAUCAAGAAAUUGAGCUUUACACAUUUAAUGAAGAAAAGUUAAAUUGGUGGACACCGUGGGGUAAUUGGAGUUCUUGUAGUGCCGCAUGCGGAAAUGGAACGCAGCAGCGAUGGCGCUACUGCUUUCCGAAUAGAGUUGGCAGGAAGAAUUGCACCGAGACACAUGAUUUUGAAGAGCAAGCAUGCAACACAGAUGAAUGCCCAUGGAAUUACACUGCUUACAAGUAUUUAGGUUGCCGAAGGAUCUUCUCUGACCAAUCCCUAUUUACUGAGAGUAUGGAAGGGAAAGAUGAGGUUUUGGACUUGCCGUUGGAAGAGCGUCUGGUGACUAAAGACAAAUGUGCAUACGUCACAUGGUUGUUUAACAGGACAAUAUUUGCAAUUACUGGGAGUCCACCAAUAUGUCUGAAUUCUGAGAAUGAAGAAGUUACAUACAAUAUGUACCCUAAUUCAACGGCUGUAAGAUGUGUCCCGUACACUUUUGUUAUCUAUACUCUUAAGGAUGGCACUGUUGAUGCCCAAUGGGGCCCUUGGCUUCCAGGUGGUUUUUGCAGUCAAACUUGUGAUGGAGGAUCAGUGAGAAAAAUUAGGCCUUGUAAUAAUCCACCUGUAACUGAUGGGGCAGACUGUCCUGGAAAUUCGUACGUUGAUAUCCCCUGUGAUACGCCUCCAUGUCCAACGACCUUAGGUCCAUUAAUAAGAAAUCAUUUUACCACAGAAAACCUGUUAACUACAGAAAACCUGUUUACCACAGAAAGUCUGAAUCAGACACUCCGAGGAAGGCUUGCCUACUUAGAUGUACUCAUCACAGGUGUAGAGCCAACAUGGAAUGAUGAUGAACUUAAAAAAUACAUUAAGAAUGUUACAUCAGAAGCAAGCGAGAUUUUAGCUUUUCAUUCGAUGGAAGAUGCAGAUGUGAUCCAUGUCAUAAAGGCGAUGGAGGAUUUUGCUUCUAAAGUGAUGGCAGUAUUAGAUCCUGGAACAAACUACACCAUACACAAGGAAAAUAUUGACUUUUAUGUUGAAGUUCAUACACUGAAACCUGACAUGCGUAAAGAAGGAUUGCAAGCUACACCACAAGUUAAAUUUCUGCCAAGUAGUUUUCAACAAUUUGAAUUUGAUGCCACAGUUAACCAGUACCUGGGUGUUGCUACACUUUCAUAUAACAACAUGCAGGAAUGGAUUCAACCAACAUCACAUAAAAAUGAGUCAGAAAAUCUUACAUAUUCUGUAGUAAGCGAGAUAUUAUCAGUCUCAACUUUUCCACCGAUUGAAACUACCUUUGAUGAAGUAGACGUCGUGUUAAAAUUAAAUCAUCAUGAUAAGAAGAAUGGCAAACCACUUUGCUCUUUCAUCAAUGAGAGUAUCUCCGAUUUCUGGUCACAGGUAGGCUGUCAUAUGUUGAACUCGAGUGACCUUUACACCUACUGCGUGUGCAACCACCUGACAGCCUUUGGGGUUCUCAUGAGGGUACAUAAAGUAAAGAUUGAAGAAGUUCAUGAAAGAGCAUUGUCAUUGAUCACGUACGUGUGUUCCACCUUAUCAUUAUUUUGCUUGCUUUCUGCGUUUGCCCUGUUCACCUUACUUAGGUGAGUAUACCUCUACUUUAAGCACUGUCCAACAAAAAAUGUUGUGUGCCCAUAUAUAGUCACAAUGUGAUGUGAUCAUGACCAUUUUUAAGCAUAUCACAUGUUUUUGUAAAAUAAAUGUUGUAGUGUGGACAAGGUUAACCGACAAGGUUAUCGACCAAAUUUGUGAAUGUUUCAACACCUUGUGAAUGGAGUGGAGCUCUAGUACAAUAGCUUUGUGGGUAAAAGCCGGGCAAUCUCAGUCGUUGGUCGUCAGCCGGUGUGAUUCUUUGAAGAACGCAAUGUGCUGAAGUGCGUGUGCAACAGGUCUCGAGGUCUACAGUACUGGCAAUCAGCAGAUGUGACGUCGUGUAGAACCCAGAGGGAGCGGAGUUUGAUUCAUCUUGCGACAGUCGUACAAACGUCUUGUGCCCUGCUUAAUAUGCAAAAAAAAACAAGGUCUUGAUGUGGACAACAAACGUUCAAUCUGUAAAGUUCCAGGUUUUUUUUCACAAUUAUGAACAACU